Molecule: messenger RNA, 3279 nt
Organism: Caenorhabditis bovis
Lineage: Eukaryota; Metazoa; Nematoda; Chromadorea; Rhabditida; Rhabditidae
Source: the annotation of a GenBank genome assembly
AUGCAAUCGUUGUCGCAAUUCUUAGGAGGAUUCGUCAUUGCGUUCACUUAUGAUUGGCUUCUUACCCUUAUUAUGAUGUCCCUUUCUCCAUUUAUGAUGCUUUGUGGAGCUUUCGUCGCUAAGUUAUUGGCAACCGCCUCUACGAUAGAAGCGAUCAAGUAUGCCAUCGCUGGUGGAAUGGCGGAAGAAGUUCUCACUUCUGUUCGAACCGUUAUUGCUUUCAAUGGUCAGGAACACGAAUGCCGGAAGUACGAAGCCGCUUUAAAAGAAGGAAAAAUUACUGGAAUCAAACGAUCGGUCUUUGUCGGCGUUGGACUGGGAACUUUCUUCGUUAUCAUUUACUCAUCGUAUUGUCUUGCCUUCUGGGUCGGUGUGAACUUUAUCCAUGAUGGAAAAAUCCAAGGAAACACUGUUAUGACGGUCUUCUUUUCUGUUAUGAUGGGCUCAAUGGCUUUGGGACAAGCUGGACAACAAUUUGCCGUUCUUGGAACUGCUCUCGGAGCUGCAUCUUCUCUUUACGAUGUCAUUGACCGUACUCCGGAAAUUGAUGCUUAUUCGAAGGAUGGAGAAAAGCCGAAACAUGUCAAGGGACACAUCAAAGUGUCAAAUGUCAAAUUCAGAUAUCCAACAAGACCAGACGUUCAAGUCUUAAAGGGUCUUACAUUCGAAGCGAAGCCGGGUGAGACUGUUGCUCUCGUUGGUGCUAGUGGGUGUGGAAAAAGUACAAUAAUUCAACUUCUCCAAAGAUUUUAUAAUCCGGAAUCGGGAUCACUGAUCAUUGAUGGGAUUUCGAUUGAAAACUACAAUAUCACAUUCUUGCGUCAACUUGUUGGUGUUGUCUCGCAGGAGCCUAAUUUGUUUAACACCACAAUUGAGCAGAACAUCCGAUACGGAAGAAGCGAUCUCAGCGAUAAAGAAAUUAACGAUGCUUUGAAAAAAGCGAACGCGUACGAUUUCGUGAACAGUUUCCCGAAGGGUCUUCAAACUCUGGUCGGAGAUCGUGGUGUUCAAAUGUCGGGCGGACAGAAGCAAAGAAUCGCGAUUGCUCGAGCUCUUGUCAGAAAUCCGAAGAUUCUUCUGCUCGAUGAAGCGACGAGCGCGCUCGAUGCUGAAUCCGAGCAUGUUGUGCAGAGGGCUCUUGAGAAUGCUUCUCGUGGCAGGACCACUAUUGUUGUUGCCCAUCGGCUGUCGACUAUCAGGAAUGCUGAUCAGAUUAUUGUGAUGAAGGGCGGAGAGAUUAUGGAAGUCGGAAAACACGACGAUCUAUUGAAAAAGAAGGGAUUGUAUCAUGAGUUGCUGAAUGCACAAGUCUUCGCUGAUGUUGAAACCUCGACGACUACCACCGAAAAAUCAUUGUCAAAACAAACGUCGGUUGACAAAACAACUAACUUUGUCUCACAAGAAUCUCGCAUGUCAAUUGUUAAAGACGACAAUCCAACAUCCCAACCAGAACCGGAAAAAGACCUCGAAAGACUCAAAAAAGAGCUCGAGGAGGAAGGGGCAGCUCGCGUGAAUCUCUUCCGCAUUUUGAAGUAUGCGAGACCGGAAAUAUUUUUCCUUCUAUUAGCCACUAUUGCAUCAGUUAUACAAGGCGCUGUGAUGCCAACAUUCUCGUUGUUCUUCUCCCAAAUUAUUGAAGUUUUCUCAAAUCCGAAUCCCGAGCAAAUGUUGAAAGAUGGCCAUUUUUGGGCGCUGAUGUUCCUCGUCCUUGCCGCUGUCCAGGGAACUACGAUGUUCUUCCAAUGCGCGUUGUUCGGAAUCGCUUCGGAGCGAUUAACCAUGCGGAUUCGAUCGAAGGUGUUCCGAAAUGUCCUUCGACAAGAUGCAACCUACUUCGAUAUGCCUACUCAUUCACCGGGAAGAAUUACCACUCGUUUGGCGACCGAUGCUCCAAACAUCAAGGCAGCAAUUGAUUAUCGCCUUGGAUCCGUCAUCAACGCAUUGGUCUCAGUUGUAGGAGGACUAACUAUCGCUUUCUACUAUGGAUGGCAAAUGGCAUUCCUUGUCUGCGCAAUCUUCCCACUUGCUGGUGUCGGGCAAGCAGUUCAAAUCAAAUUCUUGUCCGGAAAAUCGUCGGCUGAUGCAAAAGAAUUGGAAAACAGUGGAAAAGUUGCAAUGGAAGCAAUUGAGAACAUCAGGACUGUACAAGCAUUGACACUUCAAACUCGACUUCAUGCUCAGUUCUGCUCUUAUCUCGACGGACCACACAAGUCGAACAGAUUCAAGGCAUUGGUUCAGGGAAUUUCCUAUGGAUUUGCUACAUCUAUUUUCUACUUCCUUUACGCUGCUUCAUUCCGAUUUGGCCUCUUCUUGAUCUUUGAUAAAAAUGUGAUGAUGGAGCCAAUGAGCGUCUUACGUGUUCUCUUUGCAAUUUCGUUCUCAUUCUCGUCGAUUGGUUUCGCUUCAGCUUACUUCCCAGAAUACACGAAGGCCACAUUUGCAGCCGGAUUGAUUUUCAAGAUGCUUGAAGAAGAGCCAUUGAUCGACGGAAUGUCGGAAAAUGGAAAGAAGCCAAAAAUUAAUGGAGAAAUCAAAUUUGAGAAGGUCUACUUCCGAUAUCCUGAACGACCAGAAGUGCCGAUUCUGCGGGGAUUGGACAUCAGUGUUCAUCCUGGAGAAACAUUGGCACUUGUUGGUCCUAGUGGAUGUGGAAAAUCGACAGUAAUCUCAUUAUUAGAGCGAUUAUAUGAUCCGUUGGAUGGAAAUGUCCUGGUGGAUAACAACGAUUUGCGCGGAGUCAAUCCGAAACACCUGAGGAAGCAUAUCGCAUUGGUCUCACAGGAGCCAAUUCUUUUCGAUAUUUCGAUUCGCGAGAACAUUGCCUACGGUUUGAAUCCCGGCGAGUAUUCGGAUGCCGAUAUUAUCGAAGCUGCCAAGAAGUCCAACAUUCAUUCAUUCGUCGAGAGUCUGCCGAAUGGUUACGAAACACGAGUCGGAGAGAAGGGUACCCAGUUAUCAGGAGGGCAAAAGCAGCGAAUUGCCAUCGCUCGCGCCCUUAUCAGAAAACCAAAGAUCUUGUUGCUUGACGAGGCGACGAGCGCCCUCGAUACUGAGAAUGAAAAGCAAGUCCAAGAAGCACUGGAUGCCGCAUCGCAAGGUCGAACCUGCAUCGUUGUUGCCCACCGGCUGUCGACGAUUGUCAAUGCCAAUUGCAUAAUGGUUGUCAAGGAAGGAGUUGUUGUUGAGAAAGGAACUCACGCGGAGCUCAUGGCCAAACGCGGAGCCUAUUAUGAUCUAACCCUAAAGCAAUCACACAAACAAAAUGCCGAGUCCGAAUGA